This is a messenger RNA of Linum trigynum, 5140 nucleotides long. Lineage: Eukaryota; Viridiplantae; Streptophyta; Magnoliopsida; Malpighiales; Linaceae. The record is from the annotation of a GenBank genome assembly.
UUAUUUAUUUCGUUUUGUUUGGUUUGGGAUGUUACAACUCUCCCCCUCUUAAAUGGAUUUCGUCCCCGAAAUCCUCUUAAGGCUCAAUUACGAGGACUAAGGUAAUGAUAAAUUUAUCGCCUUCAAAAUUUCCGUACCAACCUUUGUAGGAGUUCAUCGGAGGGAGCUUGGGCAGUUGAGUUCCACCUUCCCACCUUUGUAUCACCGUGGCUCACAAUUGAUAACUUUUUCUUCCAUCCUAACAAGUCGUGUCAUUGGAUUCCUAGGUUGAUUUGUCACAAUAAUACGGAGUGAGCUUGGUAUAUUUACACCAAAGGGAACGCGGCUGGAGUGGUACGGCUCUUUGCCCUCGCCCGGGACGUUGCGGGCUCGAGUUCCACCGAUGCCAGAUUUCGAACCCUAACCAUCUUUUUGCUUCUCUUUAUAUCCAUGGUUCCUCAACUUGCAAUCUCCCCCUCUUUUGGCUUUCUCCGGAGCAUUCAAUCCCCAAGAUUUAUUAUACUAAUUGGGGUACACCCCUCAAUGAUUACUCCUAGAUCAAAAUGAUUGCCCUUUACCACUUGGCUCUCCUUUAAAAGACACCCCUCCUAGGCAACUCUUCGUAUUAGUGUACCAUUUGUUCAACAAACUUAUCCGUUGGUUUAGGUAUCUCACUACUCAAGAUGACUGUGAUUCCUUGUUUUCCCAAGGUUCCCGUAGGUAUUUUCCCAAUGUUAACCUUCACCACUAGUAACCUUGAUUUCGGCCACUAUAAGGUAGCAAGUUUGGACUUCAUGCAUCCAUCAUUCAUGCCCUUCCUUUCAGGAAAAUCCCACCUUUCUAGUGGUCAAUCAUCACUCACCACCUUCCACCCCGUACUAGGUGAAGGCAAUCUCAUCACACGUUAAUUAGUUAUCCUCGAACUUAUUUCUCAUAUGAGAAAUUAAGUCUCAAGGUGGCGAUUGUGGCAUCCUACAUUCUCUUUAACGGCCACUACUCCCACUGUCCCACAUCCUUUUGUUCCCCGUCUCAGGACAUCGAAUUCACUAUAGGUUUCUUACUUUAUCUAGCCGUGUUAAAAUGGAAUUCAAGACUCCAUCAUUCCAUCGCAAUCCCAUUAGGAUUUGCAGAUGUUUCGCUCAAUUCUUGUAACUCUUACUUCCUUUAUCCAGGAAGUUCCAUCUAGCCAAGCGAGAGGAGGCACCUUUGCACUGAUCGAUGGAUUUCAGGAGGAAAAUGCUUCACUUUUUUUUACCCAAAAUGAGUUCCCGUAGCUCAUUUCCAAAACCUCUUUCAAAUCAUCCCUUUCUCCGAAAUUCUUUCAGAACAAUUGAAAUCUUUUUGACCAAAUGAAACUGACUUUUACUUUGACUAUGCAACACGUCAUCAUCAUUGGUCUCAAUUUAUGGAAAGUCUAGUGCAAGUACAGAUAUGGAGUACUCCCUACUCUUUUGAGGGUGAUCAAUCCUCAAGAGCGAAAGUAACAUACCCAUAAUGCAGAAAACAAACCAGCUCUGAUACCACAUGUAACACCCCACCCUAAAACUCAUGGGUUGAACCAAUGGUUCACCCGCACAACGGAAUCUCUAUUGGGGGUUACGCAAAAACUCAACUGUUUUACUACGGUAACAUACAUACCAACAUCAUUAUAAUCCAAAAUCACAACAAUCAAUUCACAAAUUACUCAUCAUAUACCAAAGAUCAACUCGAUCUUGUUCAUUCAUUUCAUGUCAACCAAAUCAGAGUGUCAUUCACUACUAUGUUCAUUACGGUACCAUCUACUAUGCAAUACUCAAAUCAUUGACUCAUAAAACAUAAAUGGGAGUCACUUCAAAAUCUGGAAAAGUUCAAAACCAAUCCUCCAUCGAUCAUUGUGCAGUGCCAGAGUUUCUCUCAAUUCAUUCGAACCUGUAAAAAACUGAACAGAAGUGGGUCAGCAACUAAGCUGUGUGUGUGGAUCUUUCCCACGACCUAGUUUUGCGACCGCAAUCAGCUAAUCAAACAGUCGCAAUCAAUCAUAAUUUAGUACUCUAGAUGCCAUCUUAAUUCAUCAUAUAUAUAAAUCAUCAAUCAAUAUAACGAACCCACCAACUCAUCAUCUCUAAAUCACUUUAUCCAAAAAGAUAAUCACAUAAUUUCACGAACACAUAAUCAAUGCAUGAUAUGAAAGUUCCGAUUAAUUAUUAAUGGCACCAAGGUCACCAUACACUUACCAUUGAUUCAAUGAAGAACUGGCCAUUGAUUCAGCUGGACGUGAAGAAUGCAUUUCUUCACGGGGACCUCAAGGAAGAAAUAUACAUGGAACUUCCUCUUGGUUACACGAAGGGUGACAGUUCUUGGUAUGAUGUCUGCGUUGGUCUCUAUAUGGGUUAAAAAGGCUCCCCGGAUGUGGUUUAAAAAGUUUCACGAGACCAUUAUUCAAGCUGGUUUUUAUCAAAGUGAUAGUGAUCCUUCGUUAUUUCUGAGAUCUACAGCACACGGGUUGACGAUGCUUUUGAUCUAUGUUGAUGACAUGGUGGUUAGCGGGGACGAUGUCGAGGGUGAUUUGUCUUAUUUUCUCGAUUUGGAAAUUCAUCGCUCUUCUACAAGGAUUCAUGUUGCACAACAUAAAUAAGUGAUCGAUCUGCUUGAAGAGGCUCAGAUGGAUGAUUGUGUUUCUUGUGCUACUUCGAUGGAACAAAAUCUUAAGCUUCGCCAGGGUAAUGGAGAACUAUUAUCCAGUGGUUCUCUCCAUCGUAGCAUUGUAGGAAGCUUAAUCUAUCUGACUCACACAAGACCGGAUAUUUCAAGUUGUGAGUCAAUUCAUGUCAGCUCCCCGGACGACUCACUGGUCUGCAGUACAACGUAUUCUCCGUUACCUUCGCGGUAGUCCCGAUGUUGGAUUAAUCUUUUCAACAGGGGGCGAGACCGUCAUGGAAGCAUAUGCCGAUGUUGAUUAUGCUGAAUGUCUUGAUACACGACGUUUGGACUUCUGGUUUGUGUAUUAAGGUGGACAGUUUAUUUAUUUCAUGGAGGUGUAAGAAGCAGGACCGUGUUUUCAAGUCAUCUAUUGAGGCCGAGUAUCAUUCCAUGAGUGAUGUAGCGUCCGAGAUCACCUGGCUGCUACAUCUGCUUGCUGAAUGGGGUGUGGUUAUUCAGCCACCAGUUCGAUUUUAUGUGGACAACACAAGCGCGAUCUGUAUUGCCACAAAUCCAGUUUUGCACGACUGGACUAAGUACAUUGAUGUUGCGAAAGCAACAUCAAUUUGAGGGAGGGUGUUAGAAGUUAGAGGUACUAUUCUGUAAUCAACCCUUUUUAGGGUUAUACUCGUCCAAGUAUAUAUGUGGUGAAUGGCCGAGAUUAUUGAUGUAUUCUGUAUGUGAGAAAUAACAAAAACUCUGCCUUGUGCCGUGGACUAGUCUCAACCUAAAUCGUUAAGAAAACCACGUAAAUUUUGUGUUCUAUGUUCAUGCUUUUACAUAUUUGUUCGGGAUUUUGACAGUUGUCAUAGGCAAUCACACCUCCAACCUUUACUAACAGCUCGUGGUAUUUGUUGUAGCUUGUUUUUGUCAUAGGCAAAAACUCUGACAGUUGUGAAAUCUUUUUCGUAAGGAAGAUCUACCUGAUUACUGUGACAUAAAAAAAUACAAUAUGUCAUUCCUUACGAAAAAGAUUUCACAGAAAAUCUCAUUCCCACCAAGGCUAGGCCUAUCCAAAUGAAUUCAGACAUUGAAAAACAUUGUCGACAAGAAAUUAAAGAAUUGCUCAAAAAGGGCCUUAUCAGAUCUAGCCAAUCCCAAUGGAGUUGUUCUGCAUUCUAUGUCAUUAAUAAUGCAGAAAAGGAACGUGGAAUACCUCGUCUUGUUAUAAACUACAAACCGUUGAAUAAGGCUCUCAAGUGGAUUAGGUAUCCUAUCCCCAACCAAAAGGAUCUACUCCAGAAACUUUCACAGUCACUAAUAUUUUCUACAUUUGACAUGAAAUCCGGAUUUUGGCAAAUCCAAAUCAAAGAAACAGACCACUAUAAAACUGAUUUUACCGUUCCCUUUGGCCUAUAUGAAUGGAACGUCAUGCCGUUUGGUUUGAAAAAUGCUCCCUCAGAAUUUCAAAGAAUUACGAAUCAAAUCUACUCUCCUUAUUUUGAUUUCAUAAUAGUUUAUAUUGAUGAUGUGCUGGUUUUUUCUUCGUCCAUUGGAUAACAUUUCAAACAUCUCAAUUUAUUUCUUGAAGUUACUCGACGUAACCGUCUGCCUGUUUCUAAACCAAAACUUUGUUAAUUUCAAACUAAGAUACGUUUUUUGGGUCACUACAUUAGUAAAGGAACAAUUGUUCCAAUCCAAAGAUCUCUUCAAUUUGCAGUUAAAUUUCCUGAUCAAAUUUUAGACAAAAAUCAAUUACAACGGUUCCUAGGUAGUUUAAACUAUGUCCUUGACUUUUAUCCCAACAUCAAUCUUCUUUGUAAACCUCUCCAUGAUAGAUUGAAAAAGAGUCCACCUCCCUGGAGGGACCAGCAUACCAAAACAGUUCAGCUAAUUAAGAGGGAGGUUCAGAGUCUCCCGUGCCUUCACAUAAGUGAUCCUUCUCUCCCUAAAAUCGUCGAAACCAAUGCCUCUAACCUAGUAUAUGGAGGAAUCGUUAAGCAGAUUCAAAAUGAUAAGGAGUUGUUGGUACGCUUUACUUCUAAGCAUUGGAACCCUACCCAAAUCAAUUACUCCACUAUCAAAAAAGAACUGCUUGCUAUUGUUUUAUGCAACUCAAAAUUUCAGCAUGAUUUGCUCAAUCAAAAAUUUUUACUACGCAUUGAUUGCCAAUCAGCAAAAUACAUUUUGGAAAAAGAUGUUCAAAACCUUGCUUCUAAACAAAUAUUUGCACGAUGGCAAGCCAUCCUUAGCAUUUUUUAUUUCGACAUACAAUUUAUAAAUGGUUCUUCAAACUCUCUUCCAGACUUCCUUACUCGGAAAUUUUUGCAGGGAGGACGAAGUGCGGAAAACUCUAAGGCUUGCAAUCUCCAGUCAUAAUGCCCCCUACCACUAGAUUGCGAGAUAAAGAGAAUAUCAAAAUCAAAACAUGGAGAGAGAUAUUUGAUGAUGAACAAGGAAGCCCUGAUCCUUCAAGUGAGUAUGAAGGAAGUUCUGAUGAUUCUGGUUCACACUCAAUUUCAUAUAAAGCUUUAAUCAAUAU